Molecule: messenger RNA, 2488 nt
Organism: Pseudoliparis swirei
Lineage: Eukaryota; Metazoa; Chordata; Actinopteri; Perciformes; Liparidae
Product: protein mono-ADP-ribosyltransferase PARP11
Exons: 8
Coding region: 84-1115 (343 amino acids)
Molecular function (GO): NAD+ poly-ADP-ribosyltransferase activity
Source: RefSeq, a predicted model, not a curated record
GCACAGAGAGACGAAAAUGAUUUGUCGCGUCAGUCAGCCAUUCUCAUCCAUCGGAGUCUGUGAUGCUUUGUGAUUCAUAAUGCAUGAAGGAUUUACAUCACGAUAAGGACGGGCUGAAAAACGGUUUAGCUAUGUUAGCCAUCAGGUCGUCAGAGGAGGAUUCCACCGAGAUGGAGGAUAUGGACAUCUCUGAGCCCAACUGGUGCUGGUUCUACUUGGCUGAGUGUGGAGUGUGGCACAUGUUUGAGGUGGAUCCCAGUGCAGCCUGCUCUGUGACCAGUGCUCAGAUUGAACUGUGCUACAGCAGAAACCAGCGAGGUGUCAUGGAAUUCUACACAGCCAAGUACACCUACAGGCUGGACUUCUCAGUGAUGCGACAAAUAAAUGUAACGACAGGGAAGCAGCGGCCAAUAAAACGCUCCCUCCACUCUGCAACUGGUUUCCGGUUUAUAUGUGAUAACCUUGCCUUGCCUGUUCCGUGUCAUUGGGAGAGAAUAAACAUGGAUGAGCCCUAUCAACUUAUCCAGCUCGCAAGAGACACCUAUGAAUUUAAGGAAGUUGCCAGACUAUAUGAAAGGACGAUGGAUCAUCCAAUCAAAUCCAUCCAGAGGGUUCAGAACCUCGACUUAUGGGAAUUCUUCUGCAGGAAGAAAACACAGUUGCGAAAAGUCAAGCGCACGGUGGACAUUGAGGAGCGAAUGCUGUUUCACGGCACCGGACACAGCAACAUACAAGCUAUAUGUACAUUUAACUUUGACUGGCGCCUGACAGGGAGCCAUGGCGAUGUCUUUGGCAAAGGAAGCUACUUUGCCCGGGAUGCCAAAUAUUCCAGUAAAUUCUGUCACACCACGGGGAAGCACAACACCACCCUGCAGAGACAUGGACUCGCCCCACCCAUAUUUGCGAAUGAGCCCUCCUACAAGACCAUGUUCCUGUCGCGAGUGCUCGUUGGCGAAUACACAGUCGGUCAUCCCAUGUACUGCAGACCGCCCUCCAAGGACGCCAGCUUCACCAACUUUUACGACAGUUGUGUGGAUGACAUGGCCAAUCCAAAGAUUUAUGUCAUUUUUGACAGCAAUCAGAUCUACCCAGAGUAUCUGGUGGAGUUCUACUGAAGCCUCACAAGAAGACGGGGGUUUUUUUUCCCCGUUGAAGCUGGAUCUCAAACAUGGAAAUAUUUCGGGAGACAGAAUCAGAUGACGGGAUUCAAAUUGUGAAAAGAGGCGGAGGCUUAAGGGACAUUUGCCUUUCCUUUCUGCCAGAUCCAGUGCCUAACUGGAGCAUGGGCCAUCUAAAGUGCCUUUGUGGAAAUUGGAAAAACAAGAAGACAAUAGAGACUUUGUGUACAGCUUGUGAACUGUUCAGUAUAUUCUAAGACAGGCCCUUGUGAGUGGAAUCUCUCCUCCACAUAAAAAAGGAUGAACACGUGGACUGAAGAUCAGUCUGUGUGGCAAUUUUGUAUUAAAUGCACAAAUCUGUGCUUGCUUGUUCGAUAUCUGUGCACAAUUGUUUGAAAUAGGAGUGGAACUUGUAGGUUAUCGGUGAUGUCCUGCCAUCGGCCACAGCCCCUCCCCCACAUCCACAGUGCCACGCAUGAGCUUAUUUAAGUCAUGGAGACAUAAUUCAAAAUGACAAAACCAAAAACCGCAACACGUUCCUGCUCAUUCAAUCAGCACAGUGACCUGUCAAGUUAGCGGCAUCCACAUCUGUGUGUACUUGUUCCAACAUAUUAUGUCGGCAUUGAUUUUCUUUUUCUUUUAUAUACGUGUACAAAAAAAACCGCUUCUACCUCUACAUUUGUUUUAAACCGUGCAUCAGUGCACUUUCCUCCCUUUCCAUGAAAGGUUUUCUAUUCGUGUCACGGUGACAUAAAGUUGUGAUGUCUUGUUCACUUGUGGUCCUUUAGCAAUAUGUUUCUGUGUAACCUUUUUGACCAUUGACUUCAAUCUUUAAAAGACUUGACAAUGGCCGAGGUUGGAUUCUGUAUGCGUCUGUAAACCGAGUUCAUUCCAAACCAAAACAAGAUCCUCAUCACUUUUGACUUAAAACCAUCUGAGUGUGAUGUCACCGCCUGAAAACAUGUUUCUUUAAGGAAUACGCAGGUUUUCUUUGCCCCUGGUGUCAAAAAAAAGAGACGAAGAAUGUAGCCAGCACAUGUAUGGUACUGUAAUGAUGAUUAUCCACAAAAUGUAAUAUUGCUUUGCCGUGUGCAUUUGUUGAAUCCAUUGAAUGGAUGUGUGUGUUUUUGAGAAAGCAGAAUAACACAAUGACUCGGUGUGUCAUGUUGGCCACACGGUGGCGGAACAGUGCAAGAAUGCAAAUGAAGCAACUCUUUGCAUUUCCUCAUAAAUACAGGCAGGUGAGGGAAACAAAAGGAUGUCUCCAGUCAUAACAUUCGAGAUGUGUGUGUGUGUGUGUAGUGUGUAAGAAGCUAUGUGUGUGUGUCUGUAAUUUGCACAUGUUACAAAUAAUAAACUUUUCAACGUAA